This is a messenger RNA of Echinococcus granulosus, 864 nucleotides long. Its product is annotated as Inositol polyphosphate multikinase. Gene Ontology annotation, biological process: inositol phosphate biosynthetic process. Gene Ontology annotation, cellular component: cytoplasm; nucleus. Bases 1 to 864 code for a protein of 287 amino acids. The record is from RefSeq and is a predicted model, not a curated record. The transcript has 5 exons. Gene Ontology annotation, molecular function: inositol tetrakisphosphate kinase activity; inositol-1,4,5-trisphosphate 3-kinase activity. Lineage: Eukaryota; Metazoa; Platyhelminthes; Cestoda; Cyclophyllidea; Taeniidae.
AUGACGGUGGAACCACUCUUCAACUCUGGAAGUAUUUCUGACCUUCCCGACCAUCUUCUCGCCUACCAAUAUCAAGUCGGAGGGCAUGGAACGCUAGCUAAAUCAGUGGAUUACAAGAUGCUUCGGCAUCCUCAAGAACCCAUUGUCUACAAGAGGCUGCCACCGGAUGAGAGAGGCAUUCUGGAGGCGAAUUUCUAUUUCAAGGUCUUUGGGGAGAACGCUUCACCCGAGAUUGCAAAAUUGAGACCCAUUGUCCCCUCGUUUCAUGGCCUCUAUCGGGAUUCAAACGCUGUUCUCUAUAUCGGACUGGAAGACGUGUUGUCUGGUUUGUCAAAUCCCAGUGUCUGCGACUUGAAGAUGGGUCGCGUCGCCUGUCCACCCGAUGCCAGUGAGGCUAAGAUUAAGGCUGAAAACGCUAAAUAUCCUCAUCGUGACACUGUGGGGUUCCUCUUUACUGGCAUGAAGGUCUAUGACCAGAAUUCGAACUGCUACCUGACAGUUCCUCGUCACUAUGGUCGAAGUUUGGACUUUGAAGCAGUGUAUGUCAACGCACUUCUGCCAUUUCUGCAAGGUGACCCUCAAUUGGCACGUGCCUUCCUGUCUCACGUAGAAGGUGUGGUGUCGAUAUUUACGGAUGAACCGCAGCUGCCGAUGGGAUUCUAUCGCUCCUCCCUGCUACUGGCUUAUGAUCAGUAUCGAUCCGACGUGGUUGUUCGAUUGGUGGAUUUCGCACACUGGCGACCAACUUUCAAGGCUAGCGACCCCUCCGGCAUCAUCCACGGCCUAAAUACUCUCAUAGGUUUUUUGAGUCGACUUGAUCUCUCCCCUGGCCCUAGCUACUCUGCUCCAUUCACUGUAGUUUAA